AUGGAGACCAAGAGAGCAAGGGCUCUCUACAAUGUGGCCACUGAGCUGAUUUUCCUUUUAGACCUGGCACAAGAGGAGAGGCAGUUAACUGAUGAAGAAAACACUCUUAGAAAGAUGCUCAAGCUAAAGCUUCUGGGGUUUGCUGCUGUGGAAAGAAUGCGGUGGCGCCAGCGCUCACGCCGAAGCUCUGGGUCUGCCUUUCGUGCCGCCGUGCUCACAAAGGGGGGCAUCUUCCCACUUGGCUGCGUACCCACAGUGCUCACGAAGCUUGCUAGCCCAAACAAGGUGGAUUACUAUCGGAACGGAUGCCUGAAGAGUGCGAACAGGCUGGGGCGCUACCACAACUCUCUCCUCCGCCAGCGGAUCAAACUGCUCCGGCACAAGUACCCCCAUGCGAAGAUCAUUGCCGCUGAGUACUACCGACCCGUCCUUGCAUUUCUAGAUAUGCCGGGGUAUUUUGGACUGAACAGCAACACAACCCUCCUCACCUGUUGUGGUGCCGGAGGACCUCCUUAUAACUACGACUUCAACUCGGAGUGCGGGUGGCCAGGUGUGAUGGCGUGUGCAGAUCCAUCUCAGGCCCUUCAAUGGGAUGGUUUCCACCUCACGGAGUCUGCCUACAGGGCCGGUGCUGAUGGCUCCUUUUUCUACUAG
Molecule: messenger RNA, 654 nt
Organism: Triticum dicoccoides
Lineage: Eukaryota; Viridiplantae; Streptophyta; Magnoliopsida; Poales; Poaceae
Product: GDSL esterase/lipase At2g27360-like
Exons: 4
Coding region: 1-654 (217 amino acids)
Molecular function (GO): hydrolase activity, acting on ester bonds
Source: RefSeq, a predicted model, not a curated record